Daphnia magna is the source of this 1722-nucleotide messenger RNA. RefSeq lists its product as uncharacterized. NCBI's taxonomy places the organism in Eukaryota, Metazoa, Arthropoda, Branchiopoda, Diplostraca, Daphniidae. The transcript has a single exon. Gene Ontology annotation, molecular function: nucleic acid binding. The record is from RefSeq and is a predicted model, not a curated record. Bases 1 to 1722 code for a protein of 573 amino acids.
AUGGCGACCUCGGCCAGAGAGAUCCUUCAGUCGCUACCAGCUACCGAGCGCGCCAAUCCGGAUCUCAACAUAGACCUGGACGCCCUCCCGGUUCAUCAAACCCUCGGACUGGAAUGGAACGGCGAAGGAGACCAUUUCUUCUUCACCCUCGUCAUACCGACAGCGAUAACGAAAAGACAAGUCCUGUCCACCGUAUCCGCGAUCUACGACCCGAUGGGAUUUCUGGCGGCAGUUACAAUAAACGCCAAAGUAUUGCUGCAAGAUGCAUGGCGCGUAGGUCGCGACGUACAGCCCGACGGACGGCGUCCGAAGAAAUUGGGGUGGGACCACCCGCUACCGCCGGACUUGCAAGAGCGGUGGGACUGCUUCGUAAGGAGCCUGGAAAGCCUUCGGGAACUUCGGGUGCCACGUUGUCUCCGCCCAACCUCGUUUCCUGCAAACGACACGGCAAUCACACUUCACCUCUUCUGUGAUGCCUCAUUAUUCGCCCUGGGAGCCAGCUUGUUCCAACGAAGUGAGUGUCGCGGAAAAAUCGCUCUUCGCCUGGUCGCAGCCCGAUCAAGAGUGGCACCGGUAAAACAACAAACAUUGACUCGGUUGGAGCUAAUGGCCGCGCUGCUAGGAGCACGGCUCCUCAAACGGUAUCUUCAGCUACUACAGCUUCCCUGCUGGUCGCAUUGGUGUUGGUCAGACUCCGAUAACGUUCUCUACUGGCUGCGUUCGGAGGCUACGCUAUACGCCCAGUUCAUCAGCAGCCGCAAAGAACAGAUAUUGUCCGUCUCACCUGCGUCCAGGUGGCGUCAUGUUCCCUCAGAACUAAACCCCGCCGACGACCUAAGCCGAGGAAUAGAAGCGAGCGAGCUGACGGAAGGCCACCAAAGCCUAGCAGGACCUGCCUUUCUGCUAAUGGGAGAAGAGGAGUGGCCACAAAGGUUCGGAGGAGAAGCGGUGCAGCCGGAAGCCCUGGAAAUCGUAAGACCAGUAGCUGUGUGUGAGGAGGUGAGGGUGAAUGCCGUGGUGGCGACAGAAGCAGGAGCUUCCAGUCUUCCCACGCCGACGAUCGGCAAUAUAGUCGAGUCCAGCACCACGCUCUCCGCUCUUAAGCGAUCCGUUGCCGGGUUGAAUGCUGCCCCGGGCGAGGAGUUAACGCCGUCAUUGUUGCGGGCUGGUCUAGAUUGCUGCAUAAAAAUGGCCCAAAAGUCAGCGUAUGCCAGCGAGAUCAAUGCGUUGGCCAAAGGCAACCAAAUCGGACGCGAUUCACCGCUCCGCAAACUCUCUCCCUUUCUUGAUCCAGAUGGUUUGUUGCGAGUGGGAGGACGCCUGCAACAUGCCACUAUGAACGAGGACGCCAAGCAUCCAGUUAUCUUACCCUAUCACCACAAGUUGACGAGGCUCAUCAUCGUCAACACCCAUGAGUCUCGAUUUCACGCCUCGACCGAAAGGACACUCUAUGAGGUGAGCGCCACCUAUUGGAUCGUCAGAGGAAGAAGAACGGUGCGCCAAGUGGUCAACUCCUGCCUAGACUGUCGGAAGCGACACGCGAAACCAUUGGCUCCGGAAAUGGCACCCCUUCCCGCCUGUAGAGUGACGCCUUUCCAACCACCGUUCAGCAAUGUCGGGGUCGAUUACUUUGGCCCACUGCACGUUCCAGUCAAGCAGAGUACGGAGAAAAGGUACGGGGUGCUAUUCACCUGCCUCGUCACGAGGGCUGUCCACCUGUAG